This is a messenger RNA of Dibothriocephalus latus, 285 nucleotides long. The record is from the annotation of a GenBank genome assembly. NCBI's taxonomy places the organism in Eukaryota, Metazoa, Platyhelminthes, Cestoda, Diphyllobothriidea, Diphyllobothriidae.
AUGAUAUUUGGCUACCUCCUUGGUCAACCCCGUCGCGACAACUUUCCCUCCUUCCCAGUCCAUCUUUUUCUGGCUGAAGUCUAUGUGGAGGCCUCUGUCACCGCCAAGCGGACACUUCUGCGAAUGAUGGACGCCUCAGUCUUUGAGAUCGGUCUGCACUCCCCCGACCUCCUCACCCUGGUGGAUGAAUGCCCAAUGGGCGCGGAGUCCCUGGUCACUCGCAUGCUCUCCAUCCUCACUGAUCCUCGCACCGUCUUCUCGCGUCUGCAACAACAACAGCAGCAG